Molecule: messenger RNA, 667 nt
Organism: Pocillopora meandrina
Lineage: Eukaryota; Metazoa; Cnidaria; Anthozoa; Scleractinia; Pocilloporidae
Source: the annotation of a GenBank genome assembly
GUUGUCGACAAAUGUGCUGUUCCACAGACCUCUAAGUGCCUCAUUUGGCUAGUUCGAAAUGGAAUAUUCCAUCGAGGGCCCGAUAAGUUCCAGUUUGCUCCGAAACCGAAAAACAGAGGUGUGACUGUAUAAAGGACAACAGAAAGCACCUUUACAAAUCGGCGUCAAGUCGAAGUUUUAACAAAUGCAAUAUUUGCUCAUACAUUGAUUUUGCGGGUGCGGGAACAAAUCAGAGAGUUUAGAUGGCUUUAGCAUCGGCUCCAAGUAUACGUUCAAACAUUGGUCCUCCAUAAGCUCUCUCAUACUUCACAGCCUCCUUUUCAGUUUUCCUGAUAGUUUUAUAACUAUUCCUGAAAACUUUCCCGUUUGUUUGGCCAUCAUAAAAGAACCCUUCAGGAACUUAAAAAGGUCUUUUAACUAUUUCCUGUCAAGUCUAGUGGCCACUGAUCUGGUUGUGGGAACGAUUAUGGAUCCCAUGUCAGUUGCCUUUCACACCAGCAAAGGGCUUCAACUAAACAUCGUAGAUAUCAAAAUCUUGCACAUUUUAUACUUUAUUUUGUGCACGGCGUCUAUUUUAAUACUCAUGGCACUUACCGUGGAGAGAUAUGUGGCCGUAUCGUCGCCAGUGAAGUACAAAACAAUGGUUACCUCCAAGUGCGCUAUUUUA